Messenger RNA from Bombus impatiens (common eastern bumble bee), 1098 nucleotides. Its product is annotated as mitochondrial import inner membrane translocase subunit Tim10B. The transcript has 3 exons. Gene Ontology annotation, cellular component: mitochondrial intermembrane space chaperone complex. The record is from RefSeq and is a predicted model, not a curated record. Lineage: Eukaryota; Metazoa; Arthropoda; Insecta; Hymenoptera; Apidae. Bases 323 to 616 code for a protein of 97 amino acids.
AGUAAUUUAAUCAUGUUUCAAUAACGUAACAUAUAAACGCAAGAUGAGAUUAGUCAUUAAUGAAUCCUAAUGAAAGAUUGUGACUUUGCAAAGUUAUUGCAAUAUUGUUAUUUCAUUAAUUAACAAUUUUUAAUUAAAAUUAUUUUAUUCGAGCUUUUGUUUACCAAAAUCGAUCAAAACAUAUCAACGAUCGAUAUUGAAGUUAUCGAUACUAAUUCGAAAUACAUUUAAGUGACAUAACCUGAAUAAAAGUAAAACCGGCGAAUACUGUAACAUUGUAAACUUAUUAUUUAAGUUGGGAAUUAAAAUAAAUAAUUCAAAUAUGGAUGCUUCGAUUAUCAGAAAUAUGAAGGAUUUCCAUAGUUUGUUUAAUCAAAUAUCUGAAACAUGUUUCAAGACAUGCAUGAGUACAUUUAUGUCAAGGGAUAUAUCUACAGAAGAGAUUCAAUGCAUAGAGAACUGUUCAGGCAAACAUAUCCACGCGAAUCAUAAAGUAAUGCAAGUAUUUAUGGAAGUGCAAUCUGCUAUCACUCGUAAAAACAUGGAGGAAUUUGAAAAGACUCAGGCUGCUUUAGAUGCAGCACGAAAAGAGCAGAAUUCUGAAAGCAAUGAAUAGUCAAUUUUGUAAAUUAAUUAGGUCCUCUAUUAAAUAUACUUUUUAAACCUAACUGUAUUUCAAGUUACUUCUCUUUCUGUAUAUAUUUAUUGUUAUUUAUAAUUAUUUACCAAUUAAUUCUUGUAAAACACUUAUAUAUUUUAUGAAAAUAUUCUAUGAAAAUAAUAAAUAUACAAAAUACUAUAAUUACCUUUUUGAUAAUACAUUUCUAGUUUUUAAAUAAAACUUGAUAUUUUGAUAGGAAACAGUGCUAGUAAUUAACAAGAAUUCUAUACAAAGCAAGAUAUAUAAGCAUUCAUUUAUUGUUUGGAGUUUGUAUACACAUAAUAUACACACAAUAACAUCAUGAUUAGGAACAUAAUAUAGUAGCUACAAUACAUUUCAUAACUUAAAAAGUGCUUCAACUGGAUAUUUCAAGUUAUUCUGUGUAACUUCUCAUUCUUAUUUCUACUUAAUAAAUAUAAGAUUUUAUUUUUAUUUAA